Molecule: messenger RNA, 2111 nt
Organism: Magallana angulata
Lineage: Eukaryota; Metazoa; Mollusca; Bivalvia; Ostreida; Ostreidae
Exons: 3
Coding region: 234-968 (244 amino acids)
Source: RefSeq, a predicted model, not a curated record
UUAACGAUGUAUCAAAGUUGGAUUAAAUUGUAAAAUGAAAUAUCAAAGACAUUUGAAAUACGGAUAUCCUUAAUACCAGUCCACCUAACAAAUUAAGUCUUCCUAUGAUUAAAUUAAAGAGUGCUAGUUCAUGAACUUAGAUAAAUGGAUAAUAUGUCAUCAUCGCAAAUAAACGUUUAUUUGAAAAAUGUAUAUAUGGUGAGUUUGAUUUUGCUAUCUUAUUUUGAGAUUGGAUGUCAGCAACAGCGAUGGGGACUCUGCAGUUUUGUUUAAGUAUGUGCGUGGUCAUUUUGUUCUGUAGUUGUGGCGACACGUUGAAUACUACGACUGUAAGAAAUGGGAAAUCAACGAUUGGACCUGUAUUUGUGACAGUCACCGAAAAACCAAACCAGUCUGAUCAGCGGCAAGUUUUGAUCAGAUUUUCUGGACCUCCAGAUACAGUGCUAACUUUGAACGCACGAAAACGUAAUAAAGUUCAAGAUUCAGAUGGGAUGUUUGUAUCAGAGGUGGAUCUCGAACAGCCCAUGAAUUUUACCAUAAGAUUAUCCUCCAAAGCCACAUAUGAGUGGUUAUGGAUCACCAUAUUUGAGGACAUUGAUUAUUAUGAAAUAUAUCCUACCUGUAGCCUAAAUAUUACCUCUUCCGAUAAUAGAGAGAUAACAAUAUACACCAUCGUAGUAUCAGAUUGUCACGAAAAACCCGAGGGAGACGUUGUCCGCAGAUUUUUAAAAAACGGAAAACGCAUCUAUUCAACAGAUUAUCUGACAAUAGAAGAAACCCACGAGUCUAGGCAGGAAAGUGUAACGACCGUAAGCUUCAAUAGAUCCAGAAUGAUGAACGACAAUGUCGAGCUCUCUCUGUGGUUUGGUUUAUAUUAUGUUUCACAAGAAAACCGAACACCUGAGAUAUAUCAAGAAUUCACUAUUUUUGAUGAAAGCAAUUUAAUCAGUCCAUCCCCUGAUAGUUGAAGUACUAAACAUUCACAGUGUGAAGUUAUACAUUUCUUUGUGAAGUUAUAUAUUAUUUUUCUAAUUGAUAAAAGUUGUAGUAUUUUUUUCAAAGUGAAAAUUAUUUUAAAAACAUAUAGUAAUGAAGAGAAACCAACUACUGAACGUGCUUUUUUAACUAAUUGUGAUAGGUACCUGGUUGAUGACAGUACAUACCCCGGUUGUACGAUUGCAGAUCUGGUUUUUACAGGUUGUAUGAUUGCAGAACUGGUUUUCACUGGUUAUGUUACAGCUAGGUUCGCAGUCUUAUUCACAAAAUAUGUUAUUACAUGCUAAAAAAAUAAGGCAGUAUUGUAAAAUUCAUUGCUUUAAAAUCUAAGAUUUUUCAGGAUUUAAAGGAAUAUAUAAAGGUUAAUGUAUUUUAUUAUUUUUUGUAAUAAUUUCUUUUCAAAUUUACAAUAAUCAAAUUCAUUUAAAAACCCGCAAUUUCAUUGUUUUAAGAUAAAUUAAAACGCCUUUAUACUAAAAAAAAUUUUGCUUCCAAAAAGUAUUUCUUAUUUUUCAUUUUAUUCCACAAUAUUUCAAUUUUAUCUAUUUCCUUAGUUUUUAAGAAAUAAACACAAAAAUUAUACUUAUGUAAAAAUUUGUUGAAGAUUUAAUUUUGAUAACCAAAAAUACAUUUAUUUAUGUAAAUUCAAAUUUGUCCAAAACCUUGUCUUUUUGUAGUUAAAUUAAAAUAUAUUGAACUAUUUAAGCUGUCAAAAAACUCCAAAUUUUCAGAAUAUCAAAAAGAUUGAAGAGAUUUGUGAAUAACUGUAGGUAGCAUAUACAUUACCUACUAUACUGACUAAGAACCCAAUAUGCAUUACAACAAUAACGAUACGUAAAAUCUACAUAGCUGUUUUAUGUUUGAUGUGCAUAAUAUGACUUGACUGUCUUUAAUCCUUUGUUUCUAUAUACAUAUAUGAUAUUGUUAAAGAGUUUCAAUUUAAAAAAAAAAGAUAUUGUAUUAAAUCUGGUUAUAUAGCGAGAAAAACAAUUUGUGAUUAAAUAUAAUCAUUGUAAGAAAUUGGGUCGUUUUUCCUACAUGAGACAAAUAAUUCGUAGGACCAUAAUACAAGCAGAACAGGUGACCUGAAAUAAAACCUGUCUAGAACUAAUUGU